CAACUUUUAGUUCGAGACAUUUAUAUUUCUAAACAAACACAUACUGUUUAUCAGGUAUAUAAAUUGCGUUUAUUAGGCGAACAUUAUAAUUGCAUUUGCUGUUGCAUAAAAAUGAUUCUAAGUUUGGUUUUAGCUUUCGGUGUCCUAUCAGUUGCAUCAGGUUGUGGUACUCCUAGAUAUCAACAAGGUAGAGUAAUUGGUGGAACAACACCAGUACGAGGCUCUUGGCCAUGGCAAGUACUUAUGAUAACCAAUAACCAACCAGGUUGUGGUGGAACUCUAAUUGCUCCAAAUUGGGUACUUACGGCCGCUCACUGCGUACACCAAACAUAUCCUCAACAGCACAUUUUACGUGGAGGUGAACACAACAUAAACAUCCGAGAGGGAUCCGAAGAAGAUAUUCCAGCUUCAGCAUUGUUUACACAUCCAGGAUACAAUCCACGGACCAUGGAUAACGACAUAGCUCUUAUUAAACUUUCCCGAUCAUUCAGAUCAAGUGACUUCGUAUCCACCGCUUGUUUACCAACAGUAGAGGCUCCAGCUGGAACACCGUGUUAUAUAACUGGAUGGGGAAAAAUUGCACAUCCAGGACAAAUGACACACCUCCUUCAACAAGGAAACAUGAAUGUCGUUGAUAGACGUGUAUGCCACAAUAUGAACUCAAAAAACUUACCUUGGCCUGUAACUAAUUCUAUGGUGUGCGCAGGAGAUGGUGGAAGGAGUCGCAUGUCUGGAUGUCACGGUGAUAGUGGCGGUCCAUUUGUCUGUAAUAGAGGAGGAAGAUGGGAAGUGCACGGUGCCGUUAGCCACGGAUCCAGUGAUUGUCGCUCAGACAAAACUUACACUGUUUUUGCUAAUGUUGUUUACUUUAGAUCAUGGAUCGAUGUCACUAUGAGAAGAUAAAAAAUGCAAUAAAAAUUGUUAGUUUAAUUAUCGAACAUGAAAAAUAUAUUUUAGUUGUUAA
Messenger RNA from Hydra vulgaris (swiftwater hydra), 964 nucleotides. RefSeq names its product chymotrypsin-like elastase family member 3B. Gene Ontology annotation, biological process: proteolysis. The record is from RefSeq and is a predicted model, not a curated record. Gene Ontology annotation, molecular function: serine-type endopeptidase activity. NCBI's taxonomy places the organism in Eukaryota, Metazoa, Cnidaria, Hydrozoa, Anthoathecata, Hydridae.